CUUUGCUUUGAGCUUGUCCCCCAGUCUCACCUCAGGGUUUCACACAGUAUGGGUGAACUUGUCUGCACGCUCAUUUCUUUGUGUGCUGUUGGGCUCUGCGUGUCGUUGUCCACAUCCAUCCCUGUCCAUCCAGCCAAGGAGGGUCAGAAUGUGAGUCUGCCCUGCAACCUGACCCUCCGCUCUGACACAGCCUGGUAUCUCCUCCGCUCAGAGGAACUGCAGCUCGUGCUGGCUGGCGAAAAGUUAUCCAAGAUAGACAAUGCGAGCGGUGCUAUUUACAAUAAAGACCCUGAGCGCUUCAAAUCAGUGGAGGAUUCGUCUGGAUUGAUCAGUAUUGAGAUCAUCUCGCUGAGAGAGUCCGACCUUGGAUACUACUUCUGUGCUUCCCGCUCUCAUGAUGGAAGUAUGGUAUUCGGAAAGGGGAUUUGUCUGGCGUUUGAGGGUAAGUUCCCAGUCCCUAUUUACACCCAUGAGGGGGCAGAGCACAGGGAGCCCCCUCCAUGCUGGGUCCUUCUGGCCUGUGUCGCCCCCGCCUCAGCCCUGCUCUCAGGCCUCGCUGUCUGGGCACUCUGUUUCCAGAAAGGCAGAUCCAUUUACUUGUGCAGUGGCUGUUUGAAGGGGAACACAACUUUAAAGGAAAUGGGCUUGCACUAUGCUAGCCUGAAGCACACAGCAAGGCCCCGCCCCCCCACUCAAGGGAAGCUCCCAUUGGAGGGAGAUGUGACAUACUCAACAGUGGUUUGCCGUGUCAACCCAAGCACUUAAUGAUGUCUUAU
Osmerus eperlanus (European smelt) is the source of this 776-nucleotide messenger RNA. RefSeq lists its product as uncharacterized. NCBI's taxonomy places the organism in Eukaryota, Metazoa, Chordata, Actinopteri, Osmeriformes, Osmeridae. The record is from RefSeq and is a predicted model, not a curated record. The transcript is spliced from 5 exons. The coding region runs from base 49 to 765 and encodes 238 amino acids.